ACUCGUGGGCACCUGUUCUGUGGUAACUAGGCAACAGACGCUUUGUAGGACCAACGUUAAAUUUUCUUGAGAAGCUUUUCUUGAAGAUUCGUGGAUUUACGAAGAAAAAAAAACAGAAAGUUAUCGUCCAAAACGAAAAAGUGUGAUCAGACAUCAUGUCUUCUCCUGAAGAGAGCAGGAGGACAACAGGAGAGACAGAAAAAACUGAGGCUGAGAAAGUCCAAGAGAUUGGACAUUCUCAAGUUUACUCUUCAACCAAAGAAACACUUUUCCCAAAGACGACGGCUCAAACUAAAAUACAUGCACUGGUGAGUUUUUACCAAAAGUAUAUUUAGAAAAAAUGUACACCACCUUUUGUUUAUUGUGUUGCCUUAAAAAAAUCCUUUUAUGAAAAAGAUAUCUUAAAACAGACUUUUAACAACACUGAAUAUUUUCUCUUCACUCAGUCACUGGAAUGGAUGUUUGGAAGAGAGCCAACCCUUCCCGUCUUUUGUCUGCAAGACCAUGAUCAGCUGGUGGUCCUCUAUGCUGGAGCUCAUGUUGGAGUCAUUUACAAUCACACUGUAAACUCCCAGCAUGUUCUUCAGGUAAAACGUGUUCAGUCAGAUUUUGAGGUUUUGAGAGAAAUGUAUUUGAAAAUGGGGAUGGGACAUCACCAGAUGAUUUCACUGGUGCUGUAAAGCCACAUACAACUCUUUAUAACAAUAUGAUGUUAUCUUCUCAGGGUCACUGCUCCCCCAUCUCAUGCAUGUGUCUGAGUGAGGACAGACGCUGGAUAGCAACAGCUGAUAUGGGCUUGGAAAGCACAGUCAUCAUAUGGGACUCCUACUCUGGGUAUCCCUUGUUUUUUCAUGCAUUAAGGUAUUUUUGUUGAUUUAAUUCAGCCUUUAAUGAUCCCACAACGUCUGAUAAAUAUUCCAGCAUCCCUGUACAUACACUGUUUGAUUGCCACCCCAAGACGGGAGUGGUAGCAAUGGCAUUUUCGAGCGACACAAAACAGCUGGUGACCCUGGGGGCUGAAGACGAUCAGGUGAGUUUGGCAGCAUGAAAGGUAAUGUGGGAGGAAAAAUCUAUAUGUAGUUUGACUACAUGAAACCCACAGGCCUCACUUGACUUUUUCUGAUACAUUCAGAGUGUGCCCCUCUCUGAAAUGUUGAACUUGGAAGCUUUCAGUCAUUAUGUCAUAUGAAAUACUAAUCUAAAUAUACAUGGUUUAUUGGGUUUCAUAGAAUAACAGUUUGAGUCAAUAGUAAUUGAAGUUUCAAAAUGUAUGCAGCAUAAGGUGUGCACAUUUGAUCAAGUAGUGGUUGGUAAUGUAAUUGAUUUCUAGUUAACAAAAAAUAUUCAAUAAUUCUGUCUCCAUCUUGUGGUAAUGUUUUGACAAAAUUACAAUCAUCUCACAGCGCAUAUGUAUUUGGGAUUGGACAAAUGAGUCUGAAAGGCCUUUGUGGUUUACUGAACUGAAUCCUGGAUAUGGUUUUCAAGUAAGUUUCUAUCAUCUUAGAAACUAUUAAAUGUCAAAUUAAUGUAAAGCUGAUUUACAGAAGUUCAAAUACUUAAAUGUUGGUUUGUUUUUCAGAAAUACAUCACUUUUAAUCCAAAUGAUAGCAGUCAGCUGCUCAGCAGCAGUAACAGCCAGGUGUUAUUUCACAGCACAGUAAGUUGAAUUGACUUUUUUAUGUUGCUUAAUUAGAAAUAAGACCACGUAUUGUCUACUCCAAUAUUCACCUGGUACUUUUCAGGCCCAAGGAAGUCUGCAAACACAUGCCCUGAGGUUUGACCAGGUAAAGAUCAUGACAUUUUAUAAAGGAUGAUGUCAGACUGUUAAUACUAAUCAGAUGAAAAUAAGUAUGUUGAUUAAAAUAGUUCACACUAUUCCUUUUACAUUUAUUUUUUACAGUUUGGUAUUCCAGUGGGCCCUCAGUCCUCUCCUGGUAUCUCUAAAACUGGGAACAUUUUUAUAAACUCUCUGUUUCACUGGAGAGAGCCUCAGGUUGUAACAGCAACUGCAGACGGCAACGUUGUGGUGUGGGAUUUGAUGGAAGACUCUGAUACCAACCAAGGCCUCCCCAGAGUUCACAUCCUUUCACUUCAGAAACAUCCAGUCACCGCUUUUACUGUGACCGAGGGGUAGCUGGCUACAGAUAAAUCCAUCAUCAAGUGUUUAUUGAACAAAAGUGUAUUCACUGGUAUUGAUUCUUCAUUUUUGUGUUUCUUUUAACCUCUCAGCUGUUUUGUUACCGGUGAUACUCAAGGCCAUAUCAGGUUUUAUGAUGAAAACUUCAAGAUUCUCGCUGAGUACACUGAAUUGAACUUGGGCGCCGUUUUUUCAAUUUCCUUCUCCAAAGAAUGCACAGAGGGGUACCUGGAAGACUGCCUUCUGACAGCAAAACCAUUUAUCUUCAGGUAGAAAAAAAGAUAAACUAUAGAAUAUGUUCCGCCCAAGUGUUCAAUGCAUUUUGUAAAGCUGUCUUCUUCUCCUUUUGCAGGAAUUUUGUUGUAGCUACGUUCAGUUCCAGAGUUGUACAUGUAAAUGCACAAAAAGGCAUCCCUCAGCUUCUCCUGGAUGAGGAUUGUGCGCCCCUACAUGCAGUGGCAUGUCACCCCCAACAGCCUGUUGUAGCCAUGGGAAAUGACAGGGGUGUUUUGCAGUUGUGGGACUACAGUAGCAAAGAGAUCAUCUGCAGGAGGGUGUUUGAGACAGAGAAGCAGAUACAGUGUGUCACUUUUGACCCCAGUGGUGAGCCAGUAUUCUUACAAGAAAUAUUACGUUGAACCAGUUUACCCCAGCCAAUACAUGAGUUUGCAAUAUUGUCAUUGAAUGUACUGAAGAGACUCACUUUUUUUUAAUAGGAUUAUACCUGGCAGUCGGCUUUGGCAGUGGAUCAGUUUACAUACUGAAUCCUCAGACUUUACAGUGUGAUCCAGAGGAGUGUUUUCAAUACAGUAAAGCCAGCAUCCAUCACAUGACUUUCUCAACAGACUCUAAGUAUCUUGCCACAGCAGUGAGUAUAAUAUAACAUUCACAAUUCAAGUGUAGCAUACCUAAAGUAUUGUCUGAAUUUUCAGUCAUGGCCAUAGUUUAUGAUUCUAAGGCCAGUCAAUACUCUCUUUAACAUUUUUUGCAUGUUUAAUUUUCUUGUUUUCUUUUAGGAUGAUGGAAAAGCAGUGACCGUGUUCCGCCUGCAGACUAAUACAGACUCCUCGCCUCGUUGGACAUAUUUGGGUAGAUAUCAGUCUCACUACAAGCCCAUCAUAGACCUCCUUUUUGGUGUUCACCUGGACAGUACCCAGCCCAGACUGCUGUCUCUGGGAAUGGACCGCAGGCUGGUGGGUGUGCUUUGGUUGAUUUUUCAGUGCUUGUGAUGCUGCCUCUAUGCCACUUAACUGCACGCUCUCCUCUCUGUGAAUGUGUUGGGCUUAAUUCUAGGUGGAGUACGAUUUGGAAAACAGUGAAGUGCAUAAGCUUGUCAUCUUAAGCUCUGAGCGCGUUGAGCAAAGUGCUGUGCCGAUGUGCAUGACUUGGUACCCUCCCUUCAGUGCAGAGCAGUUUCUUCUUGUUGCCUCAGAUCAGUACAAGAUGAAGCUUUUCAACAGCACCACCAAGAUGUGCAGGUCUGUGAAUGACUGUAACAAUAAUUUAUUACUUUAUUUCAUCAUUUCUCCAACUCUUGCACUAAUAGCAAUAUAAUCUGUGUAAUCCUAUUAAAACAGAAAGACUCUACUUAGUCCUACAUACGGCUCUCCUGUUAAGAAAACAGUCGUACUUCCUGUGUCCAAAGAGCCGGAUACAAACCUGUAUCACCUGGCAUUCAUCACAGACAACAAGGUCAGAGCUGUAACUCUAUUGUCUCAAUUUCAUUUCAUAAUCUGCUUCAUUUUUUAAGUAUUUCAUAGAAUCAUCUGCCUGUUAAAUCCAAAGUUGUCUUUUAGAAAAACAAACAAAAGCCAAGACUGGUCAGGAAAAAAAAGUUUUAUCAAUGUCCACAUCUAUAAAUGUUCAACUUGCAGCUUUUGCUCAUUUGAUUUCUCACCUGCGUUCAGUUGAGAGUACAGCUAGCAAGGUGGAAAUUAAAAUAUUUAACAAUCUGGGUUUGUUAUAAUUAUUAGAUGUAGUCAUGUUUAAGCUAAGAUUUGGCAAGCAGACAUGGUUGAUAUUACCUCUGAAACUGUGUUGUAUGUCUAGUUGGGUCUCCAGAUUUUGCCACUGGAUGGGAACCCCUACAAGUCGAAUGCUCUGAUCUGCCAUCCGACCGGAGUGUCUGCUUUUGCCUGUUCCUAUGACGGACGAUUUAUUUUCACUGCGGGAGGAUCUGACUGCACCACCCUGGCUUGGGAGACAAACUUAGAGUAAGGUUAAAUAGCAUCCUCAUGAAAACCAGGGGGAGUGCAUGAGCUGGUGAUAAUCCUGUUUUACUGCGUAUUCAGUGCACUGAAGGCAGCAGCUGCUCUAGGAGGAAAGGACCUUGAACCCUUUUACAGUCUUUUAGAGGGAGGAAGAGAUGGCAACUUCUACAAGGUGAAAAAAAAUUUCAUUUGCAUUAGGAGCGUGUUUCCUAUUCCCCAUUCUGACGGAAGAUUCUUGAUUAUCUUAACUGUGCCAUCUUUAGGAAAUGGAAGAGUUCUUCUUUUUCUGCCAAAUGUGUCACCAAGGCAUCGACACAAUGGAGAAAAGACAAGUGUCAAACAAGGUCCCUCUGUCAGAGGUGCCGUCUCUCAUGAGAGCUUUGGGCUAUUUCCCCACAGAGCAAGAGGUCCAGUGUUUGUCUGACAGUAAUAUCAUCACAUACGACUGUUUUCACAUCUCCAACCCAAACUCACAAACUGCUAAAUUUUUUUUUUGAACAGAUAGAGGAUAUCCACAAUGACGUCAAGUUCAGCAAGUAUGCAGAAACGGGGAAGUAUGUGACAGAUAUUGACCUGGAAGAGUUCAUCAAGCUGUUUGUAAACCACCGACCCGCCUUUGGCAUUACUAGCACUGAGCUUGCCCAGGCUUUUCAGGUCCUUGGUGGCUGUGAUGGUACAGGACAGACCACUCUGCAGAGACAUGAGCUGCUAAAAGUCCUGCAAACUAGAGGUAAACUGCAGGCUGUUCAGAUUAAAAUGAUCAGUCUGACCUUUUUUUAGUCGUGUUAGUGUCACCUGACUGAGAAAAAUGUUGAUGUCCUGUCCAAUUGCCCAACAUUUUGAAGUGUAAUUUAAUAUAAUUUUAAUAGGAGAACACAUGACUGAGGAGGAGGUGGCUGAGUGUUUUACUACGCUUUUGAAGCUCAAUAAGGAAAGAGGGGAAGAAGAAGAAAAGGAGGAGGAGGAAGAAGGUAAAAGGAAAUAAAUGCAGUAAAUCUAGGGGCGUGUACAAAAGUUAUUACUUCCCGAACAUGAUCCGGUGAUUUUUUAUAACAUCUGAUAAACACCUUUGUGUGGGUUUGUAGGUGGCGAUCCAGAAUAUUCAUGGCAGUGUGCCAUACCUGAUGAGAUAUCUUUGGAGACAUUUACAGAUGACAUCCUGGGCUUCCCUUCUUCUACAGAGAAUCAAACAGGUCUUCCCCACCAAAGUGAUGAGAGCAAAAGGCUGUCUGCCAGUGAAGGAGAGGAUGAUUUGACUCCUACUUAGAUAAUAUCCACAUGACACAAUACAUUGCAGCACCAACAGUGUCUGGUCUACUAAAGACCAAUCUAAACAAA
Messenger RNA from Xyrichtys novacula (pearly razorfish), 5685 nucleotides. The record is from the annotation of a GenBank genome assembly. NCBI's taxonomy places the organism in Eukaryota, Metazoa, Chordata, Actinopteri, Labriformes, Labridae.